AUGUCGAGUUUUGAUGAACUGAGCUACACUACUCCUCCAUCGCCACCAUUCGACAGCAUCUCUUCCAUACGAUACUCACCCACAAAUCCUGACCAAUUGUUGGUCUCUUCGUGGGAUGCGACAGUUCGGUUCUAUGAAAUUGGAGAAAGUGGCGUAAAACAAAGCGAGGCAAAGGCCAAAUUUGACCAUCGAGCAGCGGUCCUUGCAUGCUCGUUCUCUUCAGAUGCAGCGCGCGGCUACAGCGGUGGCCUAGAUACGGCUGUUCGAGAACUCGACCUGUCUACCGAGAAAAUAACCAACCUCGGCACACACAAUGAUUCGAUUUCUUCAAUGACCUUUACGAACACAAAUAAUGCGCUUAUCACCGGUUCGUGGGAUCGUUCAAUUCGUUUUUGGGACCCUCGCGCAGCAACUCCCCAACAAAGCAUGCAUUCCACUCCUGAACGAAUAUACGCCAUCGACCACGUCAAUAGCACCCUAGUUGUAGCAAUGGCUAGUCGAUUAUUUCACAUAUAUGAUAUCAGAAAAAUGGAUAAACCGGCGCAGGAAAGGGAGAGCAGCUUGAAAUACAUGACAAGGUCUUUGGCAUGCAUGCCUGAUGGCCAAGGUUACGCGACGGCCUCCGUUGAGGGACGCAUAGCUGUAGAAUACUUUGAUCCAUCCCCAGCAUCCCAAGAGAAGAAAUAUGCUUUCAAGUGCCACCGACAAACUAUCAAUGACGUCGAUCACGUCUGGCCCGUGAACUCCUUGGCCUUCCACCCCGUAUAUAAUACUUUUGCAUCAGCUGGUUCCGAUGGUACGGUGUCAAUUUGGGACCACAAGGUCAAAAAGCGUCUGAGGCAGUAUCCCAAAUAUCCCGGGCCUGUGUCAGCUGUUGCAUUUAACUGUGACGGUUCCAAGAUAGCGGUUGGGGUCAGUUAUACGUGGGAUGAAGGUGAGGCCGGACAAAAGGCAAAUGCAAUUACGCCAUGGAUCGGAGUGAGGAAGAUCGGAGACGAAGUAAAGCCAAAAUCUUGGGCUGGCUAA
Messenger RNA from Psilocybe cubensis, 1026 nucleotides. RefSeq lists its product as uncharacterized. Gene Ontology annotation, cellular component: kinetochore; mitotic checkpoint complex; bub1-bub3 complex. The transcript is spliced from 7 exons. Bases 1 to 1026 code for a protein of 341 amino acids. Gene Ontology annotation, molecular function: ubiquitin binding. NCBI's taxonomy places the organism in Eukaryota, Fungi, Basidiomycota, Agaricomycetes, Agaricales, Agrocybaceae. Gene Ontology annotation, biological process: mitotic spindle assembly checkpoint signaling. The record is from RefSeq and is a predicted model, not a curated record.